GUCGCUAGGUGAAGUACUACUCGCGCCGCCAGAUAGAAAGAAGCAGGUGUCCAACAUGGCGAUCACAGGCAACGGAUCUCUCGCUACUCUUCUCUUUUUGUUCAUGAUUCCAGCAGCUCUUCAUAAAGGAGCUGCUCAGUACCCAGUCCAGAGUCAGAACCUGGUGACGGACAAUGUGGCGGUGGUGGAGGGCGAGGUGGCUGUCAUCAGCUGCCGGGUGAAGAACAACGAUGACUCGGUCAUCCAGCUCCUCAACCCCAACAGACAGACAAUCUAUUUCAGAGACGUCCGACCCCUGAAAGAUGCCCGCUUCCAGCUGGUCAACUUCUCGGACAAUGAGCUGCGGGUGUCUCUGUCCAACGUGACCCUGUCUGACGAGGGGAGAUACGUGUGCCAGCUGUACACAGACCCCCCACAGGAGGCCUACGCUGACAUCACUGUGCUGAUCCCUCCAGGCAAUCCAAUCAUUGAGUCCCGGGAGGGCCAGGUAAUCGAGGGCAAUGAGACAGAGAUGACCUGCACCGCCAUGGGCAGCAAGCCCGCCGCCACCAUCAGAUGGAUGAAGGGAGACAAAGAGCUCCAAGGUAAGUCGAAGGUGGAGGAGACGUACGACGCCAUGUUCACCGUGACCAGCCAGCUGACGUUCACCGUCACCAAGGAGGACGACGGUGUGCCCGUGGUGUGCAUCGUGGACCACCCAGCCGUCAAAGACGUCCAGGCCCAGACGUACCUGGUGGUACAUUAUAAACCGGAGGUUAAGAUCAUAGUGGAGUUUCCUGACGGGCUGCCAAGGGAAGGACAGAACAUGGAGCUGUCGUGCCAGGCCAAAGGCAAACCCCAUCCCCAGCAAAUCAGCUGGGUGAAGGUAGACGACCACCUGCCCUCACACGCCCUCAUCACCGGCCCGGACCUGUACAUCGAGAACCUCAACAAGACCUACAACGGCACCUACCGCUGCUUCGCUGCCAACUCAGUGGGCGAGUCGUAUGACGACUACAUCCUCUAUGUCUACGAUGCCCCCACCACUACCCCUAUACCCACUACAGCUACCACCACCACUCCCACCACCACCACCAUCUCCCUCCCUGAAGCCACUGCAGACACUACGCCCAGCACUGAACCCGCAGCACACGAUUCCAGAGCUGGAGAGGGAGCACCAAGAGCGGUCGACCAUGCAGUCAUUGGAGGAGUAGUGGCUGUGGUUGUCUUUGCCAUGCUCUGUCUACUCAUCAUUUUGGGACGGUACUUUGCAAGACACAAAGGUACCUACUUCACACAUGAAGCUAAAGGAGCCGACGAUGCAGCAGACGCAGACACGGCCAUUAUCAACGCAGAGGGGGGCCACAACAACUCGGACGAGAAGAAAGAGUACUACAUAUAGAAAUCACAGGGCCCCAAUACUGUCCUCUGUGGGACACCACGCUGUCUUUGGGUUGGGGGAGGGGGGGUUGAGAAUUGGUUGGGUUGGGUUGGGUUGGGUUGGGUAAGGGGGGUAGGAUAGGUUGGUUUUAGGGAUGAUUGCCCGGGGUUGAACAAUGUAUAGUCCAGAGGAAAAGUUUUGUGUGUAUAAGGUGGAAAGAUGGGGAGGGGAGGUUUUUGGUAAGGGAGGGGGGUUUGGGGGUUGCCAGAAAUCACUGUAGAAGAGAGCGUCACCAUGCGACACCUCCCAAAACUGCUGGUACGAAUUGUGUUUAGUUCAACCAUUUGCAGAAAAUUCUGUGCCUUGUUCUGAAUUUAUUUUCUAUUCAUUCUUUAUUCCCC
Messenger RNA from Coregonus clupeaformis (lake whitefish), 1761 nucleotides. Its product is annotated as cell adhesion molecule 1. Gene Ontology annotation, biological process: cell recognition; detection of stimulus; susceptibility to natural killer cell mediated cytotoxicity. The transcript is spliced from 12 exons. Gene Ontology annotation, cellular component: neuron projection; synapse; plasma membrane. Lineage: Eukaryota; Metazoa; Chordata; Actinopteri; Salmoniformes; Salmonidae. The record is from RefSeq and is a predicted model, not a curated record. Gene Ontology annotation, molecular function: signaling receptor binding. Bases 56 to 1381 code for a protein of 441 amino acids.